Molecule: messenger RNA, 375 nt
Organism: Phycomyces blakesleeanus NRRL 1555(-)
Lineage: Eukaryota; Fungi; Mucoromycota; Mucoromycetes; Mucorales; Phycomycetaceae
Exons: 2
Coding region: 1-375 (124 amino acids)
Source: RefSeq, a predicted model, not a curated record
AUGAUUGAAGCAGCUAUACAAACUAGCUGCAAGGCAUCUGUCAAUGGUUGUGUGAUUGAAUCUGCACUCGACCAAAAUUGUGUAAGGGAGGCACAUAACAUCAGAUUACAGAUUCAGGUUGAUGAGAACCGCAACAUUGGGCAGAGCUACUCUCCAAUCUAUAAGGAUUUCUUUGGAAAGGUAUAUGCCAUCUAUGAAACGAAUGGAAUUCCUGUCGUGACAAAUGUACCUGCGAAGCCAAAGGUUGUUCAUCUGGCUGAUGUAAAAGAGCUGGUUGGCUUGGUGGUGUCUACAGCCACUAAUGGAUGGUAUAUUGUCUGGCUGGAACUGAACCGUGGGCCAAAAUUAUUGCUUGGUUGUCAUGCAGACAUAUAA